AGAGCCACGACACCCGUCUUCACGGAUGUGCAUGUGUUUCUAAACACACUUGUAUUCGCUGCUGUCAGACUGAGCUGGUUGCCGUGGAAAUGGGAGCUUUCCCAACUCCUCCCCCCUUGGACGCGACCCACCAUCCGGAGUCAGUGACCAAAACUGUGGCCGACUUCAAUGUGGAUGGCGGAAUCGUUGGGGCCUUGAUUGGAGGUGUCAUCAGUGCGACACUAAUCCUGAUCUGUCUGAUGGCAUUCGUGCUUUGGCGCCGGUCCAGACAUAAGGGCUCUUAUGUCACCCAUGAGAUGGACAACCGGGAUGAUGAUGAUGAUGAUGAUGAUGAUUAUGGUGAUGAAGAUGAUGAUGAUGACUCAGGAUGUUCUGACACUGAACUCCAACAUGAAGUACCUCUUGAAAUAAGUGCGAAGGACUAGAGCAGGAAAGUGUGAACAUUUUACACGAAGAUGGUGUGUAGUACAGUGCCAGUCAAAGAUUUAGACACACUAUCUCAUUCAACAAUAUUGUGGUUUUUAUUCUCCAAAUAUGACUACACUUUGAAGAUUUGAGAAUAAAAAAUGUAUAAUUUUUGCAGGAUACAAUGGGUAUAAAAGUCUACACACUCUUGUUCAAAUGGCAGAUGCUGCGGAAGCUCCUUGGCUUGUCCUGUAUUGCAGGA
Hippocampus comes (tiger tail seahorse) is the source of this 667-nucleotide messenger RNA. RefSeq names its product probable dual specificity protein phosphatase DDB_G0281963. Lineage: Eukaryota; Metazoa; Chordata; Actinopteri; Syngnathiformes; Syngnathidae. The transcript is spliced from 4 exons. The coding region runs from base 90 to 425 and encodes 111 amino acids. The record is from RefSeq and is a predicted model, not a curated record.